Olea europaea var. sylvestris is the source of this 2646-nucleotide messenger RNA. Its product is annotated as topless-related protein 4-like. Gene Ontology annotation, biological process: regulation of DNA-templated transcription. The record is from RefSeq and is a predicted model, not a curated record. The transcript is spliced from 15 exons. Lineage: Eukaryota; Viridiplantae; Streptophyta; Magnoliopsida; Lamiales; Oleaceae. Gene Ontology annotation, molecular function: protein binding. Bases 243 to 2270 code for a protein of 675 amino acids.
UCUCUCUCACUCUAAACUCUAAAGCUCCAGCAGGAGAAACUCCAGUAAACAUACAGUGUUCCUUUCCUUUCUCUCUCUACAGAAAAACCCUCCGAGUUGUCCUCUCUCUCCUCAUUCAUUCAAGGUACAAACCCACGUAGAGAGGAAGCUUGUAUGCAUGCAUGUAUAGGUGGAAUGGAGAUUUCAUCUUUGUGGAUUUUCAUUUCUUUUUAGGCAGGGUUGGUUAUUGAGCGUAAGCGAGCAUGUCGUCUUUGGAAAAAGAUCUGUUGUUUUCGAUACAUCAGUUUCUUCAUGAAAAGAAUUUCAAAAGAACUGUUCACACAUUGGAACAAGAGUCAGGAAUCUUCUUCAGUAUGCCCUAUUUCCAGGACAGGGUAACCAAUGGGGAUUGGGAUGAGGUGGAAAAUUACUUAUCUGGGUUCACAAAGCUUAAGGAUAACACAAAUUCCACGAAUAUCUUCACAGUGAUCCAACAUCAUAAGAACUUAGAAGCCCAGGACAGGGAGGAUGAGAAAGUAUCCAGAGAGCUAAUUAACGCUAGGGGCUAUAUGUUUGCCUAUGUUAAGAAGCUUAUAGAAGCAAACCCUGUGUUUCGUGAUAAGCUGAAGCUCCCCAUCUUCAAUCCCUCAACAUUGAGACUAAGUUUGAACUUGCAGAAUCAUUUGGCUGCUGUUCCAACUUCACAGUCCACUAGUGCCAUAACUAGUCUGCUUCAGGGUGCUGUUCCUAAGCCUGCGGAAUUCCCAACUCCAUUUCGAGCUCAAGGUCCUCUGCCAACUUCUCCCUUGGGAUGUGUGACUAAUGCACCAUCGGCUCCCCAACCUUCAGCUAGUUAUCCAUCUUCAGUUCCUCACCCUUCAGCUUCUGCAUGUCCAAUUGGUUUCAACACCCAAAACAAUUCUGCAGAUGUUUUGAAGCAUCCUACAACUCCUAAAAAUAAACCAGCUGUAGACAUCCAAAACGAUCACUCUGAACUACUCUUGAAGGGAACAAAACGAUUGGAAAUGUCUAAUGAAUUUAUGCUUUCAACUCCUGCGAUAAGUACAAUUGAUGAUGUUAAUGCUUCUUCUGGAUCAAAUAUUGAGGAUAGAGUUUCUCCAGUAGCACCCACAGUUUCAAUGAAUGAAAAUAGGCAAAAUUUGAAAGAUGGGAAGCCUACAAUUGCAGGUGAGUCCUCUGUGAAAUCUAGAUCGCGGGAACUGAUAGAUGCAAAUGAGCCAUCAAAAUGUCGUAUACUGAGACUUCCAGAUAGUUUGGUGGCGAUGAGGGUUUCAAGAUUGAUGUAUACCAAUUCAGGAUCUGCCAUACUGGCUCUAUAUGUUAAUGCUGUACAUAAACUCUGGAAAUGGCCAGAGAAUGACAGUAAUUCAAUGGGGAAGGCAAGAGCAAGGUUAGUGCCUCAAUUAUGGCAACCUCGUAGUGGGACAAUGAUGACCAAUGAGACUAGUGGCAUGAAUCCGGAAUAUGCUUUUCAUUGCUUUGCUCUGUCCAAUAAUGAUCAGUAUCUUAUGUCGGUGUCAGGAGGGGAAAUUUCCUUUUUUAAUAUGGGGACGUUCAAAACAAUAAAAACAAUCAUGUCUCCUCCACCUGCAGCAACAUUUUUGGCACUUCACCCCCGAGACAAUAACAUCAUAGCAAUUGGCAGCGAUGAUUCAUCUAUUCAAAUAUAUGAUGCCACAUUUAAUGAGGUCAAAACCAAGCUCAAAGCUCAUCAGGAAAGGAUAACUGGCCUUGCCUUCUCUAAUAUUCUUAAUGUGCUUGUAUCUUCAGGAGCUGAUUCUCAGCUGUGUGUUUGGAGCACUGAUACAUGGGAGAAGCAAACAAAUGAAUACUUGCAAAGCCCAGCUGGUCGCUCUGGUGCUUCUCUUGCAGAUACCCGUGUUCAAUUUCACCAUGAUCAAACAUGUUUACUAGCAGUCCAAGAGACACAGAUAGUAAUCUAUGAAGUACCUGCUUUGAAACGGCAUAUGAAGUGGGUGCUACCACUACAAGCAAGUGGCUCAAUCACAUAUGCUACAUAUUCUUGCGAUAGCAAAUCCAUAUAUGUCAGCUUUGAAUGUGGAAGAAUAAGUGUUCUUUCUGCGUCAUCACUUGAUUUGAGAUGUCGAAUUAAUCCCUCUUUAUACCUACCUACCAAUCCAAGCUUACGGGCCUAUCCCUUAGUUGUUGCAGCGCACCCUUCCAAGCCUAAUCAAUUUGCAGUCGGACUUACUGAUUGUGGUGUUUAUCUACUAGAGCCACUAGAAUCAGAAGGCAAGUGGUAUCCCUAACCUCGAAGGUGAUAGGUUUAUACUCAGCAGCCUCUCCAUGAUAUCACGACAUAUUCUUGUGCUUUUGCACUGUUACCAUUCUUUUUCUUCCAGAGGAAAGGCUCCAAAAGCUGUCGAUAUAGCUGUAGGUCAGUUUCUUAGGAGUUAGUUUAGAGGUUGGGGUCAAGUUGGUAGUUAUUGUUACAGUAAAAUGAUGAUCGAUGAAGGUCAUUCAAAGUCCUUCAAGGAGUCAGCAAGGUAGAUUGGGCAUAGCUUCUGCCUCAAAUUUCUUCUCCUCCUUCUAACUUUUUUCCUUCCAUGAAACUUCAUGUAUGUAAUUAGUUUGUACCCUUAAAAGUUACUGAUAUUUUCAAUAUUACCAUCUCUUUCAUUUGGA